Molecule: messenger RNA, 5579 nt
Organism: Xyrauchen texanus (razorback sucker)
Lineage: Eukaryota; Metazoa; Chordata; Actinopteri; Cypriniformes; Catostomidae
Gene: sall3b
Product: spalt-like transcription factor 3b
Exons: 4
Coding region: 536-4288 (1250 amino acids)
Biological process (GO): regulation of transcription by RNA polymerase II
Cellular component (GO): nucleus
Molecular function (GO): DNA-binding transcription factor activity, RNA polymerase II-specific; RNA polymerase II cis-regulatory region sequence-specific DNA binding
Source: RefSeq, a predicted model, not a curated record
CAACACAAUGAACCGUGUUUGUUGUCGUCAAACAUUGCUCAUAAAUGGACAACAAAUUGCCAACCAUGAACUGACGCUAUUGCUAUGAUAAAGUUGAUAUAUCCGCUUAUUAGAACAAACUUUACUUGCGUGGAUACAGGAAAAUGACCAUAACUUAUAGGAGAUGAUGUUGAACAAACUAGCCUACGGAAGGACUUUACGCGAAGUGUUACCACAGACGCACUUGUUUGCGUCCAGUUGUUCUGUCGGAUGUGAACGAGGAAAAAAAGGGAGAAUAAGUUAGGAAGUGAAACGGGCUAAUUACACAGUCCAUCCCUCAUUUCCAUAUCCAGGGAGAGUGUCUCUGGCGCUUGGCCAAUCCCUCGUGCAGCGCAACGUAAUACAUGACCCUCUAUCAUUAUAACGCCGACAUGCGCAAUCUGCGCAACGGUAACAACAUCUAAUAUCUCUUAUUCACUGACCCCGGGACUGUACGGGAUUGCCUGCGUCCGAUGUAUCUGCAGAUCGGAGUGCCGGAGACUCGAAGCGCAGAGACAUGUCCCGAAGAAAGCAAUCGAAACCGCAGCAUCUUAAAUCGGACGAAGAGGAAAAAAGUCCGGAUAACGCACUUCUCUUGAGGGGAGGCGAUGAGGAGGACAGCGGCACAGAGAGCCGCAGUGGGGGCGAGGAGACACAUGUGUGUGAGAGGUGCUGUGCUGAAUUCUUCAAGUGGUCUGAAUUACUGGAGCACCAGCAGAAGUGCACAGAAGACCCCCCUGUCCUGAUAGUAAAGGAGAAUGAAGAAAAGCCUGUCUCCCGAGGAUCACCCACAGAGUCCUUCUUAAGCACCCACAGUGACUCAGCAGAAAUGAUGGAGGCUAACGACGAGAACUUUGAGCUGGCAGAGAAAUUUGACGAGAGCCUCGGCAUGCCUGAGGAAACCCACAUCAUUGACGUGGGUGAACAAAUGGAUAUUAGUUUUCCUGGGCAUAAGACAUCAAACCUCAGCCAUCUGCCACUCGAGAAUGAAAACCCGCCCGCUUCCCUUGCACCAUCUAUCACCAACCACUAUGACAUGCCCAGCACCAAUGUGACCCUGGAGAUCCUUCAUAGCACCAGAGUGGCUGUUGCUCAGUUCUCCCAGAGCAUUCAUUGUGCAGGGCCUGCAGGCAAGCUGAGCUCAGCCGCAAUCCCCAUGAUUCUAGAACAGUUGAUGUCUCUGCAACAGCAGCAGGUUCACCAAUUACAGCUCAUCGAGCAGAUCCGCAGCCAGGUUGCUGUAAUGAAUAGGCAGCCCACGCAAGCUGCCCUUAAUCCUGCAUCAAAAAGUCUGCCCUCUGACUCUAACACUUACAAUUUCCAGGGCAUCGCUCCAACCCCUGUACUUCCAUUAUCUGGGGUCAUGCCCUCUGCAGUGAAUGGGCAGGCUUCUGUGUCCCAGGCUUCUACUUCUAUGCUUGUGAGGCCACCACAGCUGUCUUCACAGACAAAGAGUGGACAAACCAACUCUCUAGCAAUGGACAGUGCCACUGCUUCCUUAACAAGUUCAAGCCCUCAUCUCUUCAGCAACAGCGUUGCUUCCCCACUCUUGCCGACCUGUAGCGGUUCACUCUCUAAUGUUAGUAACACCCAACCCCUCAGCACUCCCAGCCUGCUAUCAGCUUGCCAGAGUAGCCUACUUAGCCCUGCUGCCAACCUACCAUUACUACCUCAAAGCCCUCCCAACGGAGUCAUCUUUCCCAAUCCACUGGCCAGUAUAGCAGCCACUGCCAGUGCAUUAGAUCCACUUGCUGCAAUGAUGAAGCACCGUAAGGCCAAACUGCCCGGUGUCUCCAUUUUUGACAGCAAGCCCAGUUCUGAGGACCCAUUCUUCAAGCACAAGUGCAGGUUCUGCGCCAAAGUGUUCGGUAGCGAUAGUGCAUUACAGAUCCACCUGCGCUCACACACAGGUGAGAGGCCCUUCAAAUGUAACAUCUGUGGCAAUCGUUUCUCAACAAAGGGAAACCUCAAGGUCCACUUUCAAAGGCACAAGGAAAAGUACCCUCAUGUUCAGAUGAACCCAUACCCAGUCCCAGAAUAUCUGGACAAUAUCCCUACCAGUUCUGGGAUACCCUAUGGAAUGUCCUUUACUCCCGAGAAGACAGGACCUACUUGGUUGGACAGUAAACCUGUUCUACCAACAGUGCCGUCCUCAGUGGGUCUGCAGUUGCCACCCACAGUACCAGUUAUUGAAAGCUUAAGUGACUCGUUUACAAGUAUGCCCUCUGAAAGAUCUCCACACAGGCCCUCACCAGCUAGAGGUGAACUUACACCUUCACCACCUAAUCCUACUGGCACCGAGACAGAUAUGUCUACCAUGACAUCCUCCCCUAAGUCAAAUAGAGAAGGAGAACUCACACCGACUUUUAAUGUAGAGGAGGUGCACCUGCCAUCAAACAGUAUGAUCAGAAAUGGAAAGGACUUUGCAAACCAUAGCUUGCUACCACAGUCAACAGGAAUACCUGUUAAGGGCAAUGAACCUGAGUCUGAUGAUGCUUCUCAAGCUGUUAAUAUAUCCUCCUCUCCCCCACUGAUCUCUGAACAGUUUAAGUCCAAGUUCCCAUUUGGUGGUCUUCAAGACUCUAUGCAAACAUCUGAGACAUCGAAACUCCAACAGCUUGUAGAAAACAUUGACAAGAAGAUGAUGGAGCCCAAUCAGUGUGUGAUCUGCCACCGUGUAUUAAGUUGCCAGAGUGCACUGAAGAUGCAUUACCGCAUUCAUACAGGGGAGAGGCCGUUUAAAUGUAAGGUUUGUGGCCGAGCUUUCACUACAAAAGGAAACUUGAAGACUCACUUUGGUGUCCACCGUACAAAGCCUCCUCUUCGGAUUCAGCAUUCCUGUCCGAUCUGUCAGAAGAAGUUUACUAAUGCUGUUGUGUUACAACAGCAUAUACGCAUGCACAUGGGAGGGCAGAUUCCCAACACUCUGCUUACAGAAACCAUCUAUGAGAAAGAUAAUGAUAUGGAGAGUUUUGACAGCAUGAGCACUUUUGAUGAUGACUGUCUUGAUGACAUUUCUUUUGAGGAUGAACGGGAUUUUGUAGAAAACAGUGAAAACACCCUGAGCUCCUUUUCGGACAGUCCACCUCCUGUUUUAUCUCUCCCAGCCAGUGUGUCUGAACCUACAAAUGCAGGGGGUGACUCAUCAGUCAGUCUCAGUCAAUCAAAUGGAAAAAAGAUUGCCAGGUUUGGACCUUUGGAUAACGAUCAAAAUGCUCUUGGUUCCACCGCCACAGGAGAGAUGGAGAACCAAAGCAUGGGAACAAGUUUAAUGCCACAAUCAUCCAGUUCUUUUCACAUUCCUCCCUAUCCAAAAAAUAAUCCAACUGAGGGCCAACAUGAGCACCCAGUCUCUCCGAACCUCUCCUCUAAAAUCCCAGAGACAACAUCGUUAGUGAAAUUUGAAACAUCAGAUUGUCCUUCAACAAAUUUAUUCAAUGGGGUGAAUUUUAAUCAAACAGGAAUCCAGUCCAUUAAGUCUACAUUCAAGAAAGAAAACCCUUUCAACGUGCACUGUUUCACUAAAGAACAUGAUAAUGCUCAAAGCUCAGCUGAACAGGAAAAGAAAGCACCGACUGUAGUUAAAAUGGAGAUGAGCGCUUGCAGUAGACCGUAUAUGCUAAAAGAGGGGCCUUUCCCUGGAUUUGGCCUGCAGGCUCCUGCCGUCCGAUCUGAGGUGAUGAUACCAGGCGUCACCUCUCUUACUGGACUACCCCCUCCCCGACGGACCCCUAAACAACACAACUGCAGAGCAUGUGGAAAGAACUUCUCUUCUGCCAGUGCCUUGCAGAUCCAUGAGCGCACACACACAGGCGAAAAACCCUUCGGCUGCUCAGUCUGUGGUCGAGCUUUCACAACAAAGGGUAAUCUUAAGGUGCACAUGGGCACCCAUAUGUGGAAUAACACUCCAGCCCGUAGAGGAAGACGUCUGUCUAUGGAAAACCCCAUUGCCCUGCUUGGGGGAGACGCCCUGAAAUUCAGCGAAGCAUUUCAGAAGGAUUUAGCAGCGCGGGCCAUGAAUGUGGACCAAAACUUCUGGAGCCGGUAUGCAGCGGUUAUAACUAAUGGCUUAGCCAUGAGGAACAAUGAAAUAUCCGUUAUUCAGAGUGGAGGAGUCCCUCAGCUUCCUGCCUUUACUGUGGCUACGGACAAAGCUAGCACUGGAAACAGCCCACCAAUCACAGCCCUGGAAAAAACAGGCAUAGAAAGGGGUUCUGGACAACACUUUUCCAUGAUGAUGAAUGACAAAAAAGACAUUGGAAUCAACUGAAGUAAAGUUGACUUAUUCUUUUUCCUUACUUAAGGAAUGUUGAGAAUAAAUGUGUCUUGAUUCUUUUCUUUUUUUUAUCAGAUUAAACUAUUUAAAAUGUGCUUCAUUCAUGUGGAAAAGUUUACGUUGCUUUAAAGGCACAUGGUCUUUAUUAUUCUGAGGCCAUGGUUGGUAAUAAAAUGAUGCUCACUGACUUAAACCUUACACUUGAUUCAAGGGCAUUGCUCUGAGAUAAGAUUAUUAUAUUAUGUUGUAAAUAUGUAUUUUAUUUCACUUGUUUUUGUAGUAAAACAUUGCUCCAUUUAUUGUAAAAGGAACAUGUUUGCGUAUAUAAAAGAAGCUUUUCAUUCCCAACUGUGGUCUUAAUGUAGCUACAGCUGAAAGUAUGUAACUUAAAUCCCCAAGAAAAAGAAAGAGACAUUUCAUUGUCUUUGAAAAGAUCUGUAUUAUUCUUUGACAUCCCACUGCUUUGCUGCUAUGCAUGGGAUGCAACCAUUUAUUGUCAUGCAAAUGAAGAACACCAUUAUGAAAGCUAGUAUAGCUGCCAUCAACAAUGAAAGGUUCCAUCUUAUACCAGCCUAUGUUAAUAUAUUAUUAAUGCUGAUUAUGAGUUUGUUUGUUGAGUCUUGUUUACCUUUACAUACGGUACAAAAUUAAUUAGUGGGCCAAAAUGAAACUAUUAAGUAUAUCAAAAGUGUUAACAAAGAUCUCAAAUUAAAAAAAAAAAAAAAAAACACCUCUAAGCUUUGGUUGUGUAGCUAUCUAUGAAAGCCCCUUUUGUUGCGGGACAAUUCGAUUUUUCAAUUUAGAUUUUUUUUUUUAAAGUGUGAUUUCAUAUAAAGAACAAAAUAAUUUUAUAUGGCAAGGGAAAUGAAAAAAGUGAAAAUAAUAAAAUUGUCUGUAAUGAUAGCCUAUGAUUUAUUUACUAAGAGUGUAAUGUUUCAGAUCUGUCAUGUUUUAGUGUUUUUUUUUUUUUUGUUGAUUUGUUUGUUUUUUUUGUGCUAUUUUUUCUUACAUAAUGCGUUGUUUAGAUUUCAUUAGUGUUGGAAACAAAAGAGCAAUUUUUCAUAAGAUGGGAAAUGAUAAAACAAGGGACGGGGUAUUUGGUGUGUCCUCUGCAUGACAAAGAGACACUAUUUUUAUACUCAGAUAGAUUAUAACAGGAAUUAAACUGUACAUCAGAUUUACUUUUCUGUCUGCACAUCAGUAUUUUUACAUGGAACAUCUGAGGUGGGCUCCUUAAACACACUGACAGAACUGGAUUUAUUUCUAAGAUGCAAUAUUGCCACCU